This is a messenger RNA of Cyprinodon variegatus (sheepshead minnow), 2732 nucleotides long. RefSeq names its product inhibitor of nuclear factor kappa-B kinase subunit alpha-like. Bases 280 to 2481 code for a protein of 733 amino acids. Gene Ontology annotation, molecular function: ATP binding; IkappaB kinase activity. Lineage: Eukaryota; Metazoa; Chordata; Actinopteri; Cyprinodontiformes; Cyprinodontidae. Gene Ontology annotation, biological process: tumor necrosis factor-mediated signaling pathway; positive regulation of transcription by RNA polymerase II; peptidyl-serine phosphorylation. The record is from RefSeq and is a predicted model, not a curated record. The transcript is spliced from 22 exons. Gene Ontology annotation, cellular component: cytoplasm; IkappaB kinase complex.
CUUUCACUUUAGCGCUGACGUUGAAGUGCGUGAAGUCACCCGUUGUGGAUUCCCACCAAAAACAACAACAGACGAGCCGCACAAACUUUUCCUUUACAGUCAUGAUAAUUUGGUGAAGAUACAAUUUAGCCGGGAUUCGGUCUGCUAAAGCAAAGCCUGAUCUGAACAGGCUGACAGGCUUCUCUCACUGUGAGGAGAAAAUGUCCUGAAAGGAACAACAAACGCUUUUAUGUCAACCGUCGACUCUGACUUCGGGGGAAGCUGAAUCAUUUGCACACAAUGGAGAGGCCUGCACCAAAAAGGAGCCAGCUGUGCGUCGCCUGGACAAUGAAGGAAAAACUCGGGGUUGGAGGCUUUGGGCACGUCUACCUGUACCAGCACAAUGAGACGAGUGAGAAGAUUGCUGUGAAACUUUGCCGCCUGGACCUGAGUCAGAAGAAUAAAGAGCGCUGGAGCAGGGAAAUUCAGAUCAUGAGGAAGCUUGACCAUGAAAAUAUUGUUCAGGCCAGAGACGUGCCAGAAGAUGUGACAUCCAUCGCUCUCAAUAACCUACCUCUGCUUGCCAUGGAGUACUGCGCCAAAGGAGACCUACGCAAGGUGCUGAAUAAACCAGAAAACUGUUGUGGACUGAAGGAGAGUGAAGUCCUAUCGCUGCUCAAUGAUAUUGGCUCCGGUAUCCAGUAUCUCCAUAAAAAUAAGAUCAUUCACAGAGAUCUAAAACCAGAGAACAUAGUUCUGCAAGAGAUUAAUGGAAAGCUUAUCCAUAAAAUCAUAGACCUGGGAUAUGCAAAAGAUUUGGAUCAGGGAAGUCUUUGUACCUCCUUUGUGGGGACUCUUCAGUACCUGGCUCCAGAGCUGUUUGAGAGUAAGCCAUACACUGUUACUGUGGACUACUGGAGCUUUGGUACAGUCAUUUUUGAAUGCAUUUGUGGUUUUCGCCCCUUUCUGCACAACAUGCAGCCAGUACAGUGGAUAAACAAAGUAAAGAACAAAGGUCCUAAAGAUAUCAUGGCGGUGGAGGACAUGAAUGGAGAAAUUCGGUUCUCAUCACAUCUAUCGUAUCCCAACAAUCUCAGCAAGCCCCUGCUGGAGCCAAUCGAGUGUCUCCUUCAGAUGCUCUUACUGUGGGAUCCUGCUCUCCGUGGCGGAGGACCUGAUCCUAAAUCAAACAAGCCACGCUGCUUUGCCCUCCUGGACAACAUCCUCAACAUGAAGAUUAUGCACAUCUUGGACAUGACAUCAGCCCAGCUGCACUCAAUGGUUUUAGGCGCAGAGGAGAGUUUUCUCUCCCUGCAACGUCGUCUGGAGGCUCAAACCCAGGCACACAUCUCUCCCGAGAGUCAAGAGCUGCUGCUAGAGACGGGAACCUCUCUUGACCCACGCUGUGCACCUGUGCAGAGUCUACCAGAUGGCUUGCGUGGCUGGGACACUUCCAUAGUGUUACUGUUUGAUAGGAGCCUUACCAAGUACUCGGGACCGCUGACGGCCAGACCACUACCAGACAGUGUUAACUUUAUUGUCAGGGAAACAAAGACACAGCUGCCCCUUUCUGCUCUUAGAAAGGUUUGGGGGGAAGCCCUCAGCUACAUAUGUGGACUGAAGGAGGACUACCUCCGGUUGUACCAGGGACAGAGAGCUGCGAUGCUGAGCCUGCUGCGUUACAACACCACCUUAACGCAGUUUAAGCACCGCCUCUUCUCCCAUUCGCAGCAGCUUCACGCUAAGCUAUCUAUCUUUAAAACCAGCAUCCAACAGGAUCUGGAGCAAUAUACCAAGCAGAGCGAAAGCGGUGUCUCCUCAGAGAAGCUGAAGCGGGCGUGGCAGGAAAACGAAUGGAAGGCUGAGGGCUUUACACAGGUUGCAAAUGUUUCCGGUCUUGAUGAGGAGAUAUUGGCGCUGCAUUCUGAAAUUGUGGAGCUGCAGAGGAGUCCAUUUGCGAGGAGACAAGGAGACGUGAUGGAGAAGUUUGAAGAAAAGGCUGUUGAACUCUACAAGCAACUGAAAAUCAAAUGCAAAAGUAAUGACCCUCCACAUGGCUACAGUGACAGUUCAGAGAUGGUGAGGACUAUACUCCAGACAGUUCAGAAUCAAGACAGAGUGUUAAAAGACCUUUACACUCAUCUAAGUGCAAUCCUGAUUUGUAAGCAGCGCAUUGUGGAUUUGUUCCCUAAACUGGAAAAGGCAAUGUUGGACAUCAAAGUUGCAGAGUCUGAAGUAAUGCACAUGCAAAUAAAGAGACAGAAAGAGUUCUGGUUCCUUCUCAAGAUUGCUUGCGCUCAGUGCAACACUCAGUUGUCGUCACUUAAUCAAAAACAGCUGGGCAACAGUGAAACAGUUGAACAGCUGCUGGAUGAAAAUCAGCGAUAUCUGAAUCAUCUUACUUCCCUCAUGCAAGAUGCCUCCCAAGAGUUGAAGCAAAAUGUUAUGGAUCAAGACUGGAGCUGGAUUCAGUUUGGAGCCAACAAAGUUGAUUCUCAUUGAUUCUAAAGAGCUUUUAAAGAACGUACAAUACGAUAGGUGCCUUUUUUAGAGCCAAACUUUCUGACAUAUUUCAGUUUUUGAAUUAUAUUAUUUACAAGAAUGCUAUAAGACAAUAAUAUAUGAAAUAUGAAAAAUUUACAUUUAAACUGUAGCUAGUACAUAUUUAUUUUUCAGAUAUUGAGUAAAACACUGUUGCUCAUAAAAUCGUGCACUAUGGGAUGUAAAGCAAAUGUUAUAAAUGAUGAAAACAA